This is a messenger RNA of Nasonia vitripennis (jewel wasp), 3463 nucleotides long. It is a transcript of the gene conu, whose product is annotated as rho GTPase-activating protein conundrum. Bases 958 to 2886 code for a protein of 642 amino acids. Gene Ontology annotation, cellular component: cytoplasm. Gene Ontology annotation, biological process: regulation of small GTPase mediated signal transduction; regulation of actin filament polymerization; signal transduction. Lineage: Eukaryota; Metazoa; Arthropoda; Insecta; Hymenoptera; Pteromalidae. Gene Ontology annotation, molecular function: GTPase activator activity. The record is from RefSeq and is a predicted model, not a curated record. The transcript is spliced from 10 exons.
ACAUCGCAUCGGCUCGCUCGCGAACAACUAUACAUCGCAGUAGUGCGUGUAGUAGGCGAGAGCGCGAACGCUUUUCGCGGCGGCUCUACUUUGUUAUUCGCCGCUUUUCGUUGUUUACUCGCGCACUUUCCGAUUAUCGCUUGUAUCUACGACCGUUUGUUUAUGUACUAUAUACACCCACCUGUUGUGCAACGAUCUCCCGCAGCAUCGAUCAUCACCUUGCACAUUAUAUACCCACACGUCGGGCUGAUUAAAUAUUCGCGACAGUUUUUUCGAAAGUGCGCCGCACCUCUGCGCGUUAUUAUAAGCCCGUAGGUGUGCGUAUAUAUACAUAUAAGUUUCUCCGUCUACUCGGCUCGCUGUGCCUGUGUGUAUGUGUGUAUACGUGUGUAAAAAAAGCGAGAAGACGGAAGGAUCGGAAAAGAGGAGAGAAGAGAGAAUAUUAUAAGCGACUAUAGCAGGUUGGAAGAGGAGUAGCGCGCGCGAGAAGGUGGGGGAGAAAAAGGGAGAGAGUGGAAAUAUUUUCGUUAUAAGUACUUAUAUACGCGCGAUGAAAGGAUGCUCGGCGCGCACCACACGUCAUUGACAAAGCCAAGGAAUUCUCGUAAACAUCGAGUCUUCAACGGCGCCCAUUCACGUGCCUCCCAGCGGCCGCAUUCGCGGAUCCCUGAGAAAACAACGCUCGUAGCAUCAGCAGUCACCUGUCAGCCUGCAGCAGUUCUCUCUGAUUAAUACGGAGGUUAUGUUUCGCAACCGCGGCCUAAACUGAAAAACACACGAGCCUCGCCGCAUAUAUGCACAACUGCUGCUGUUUGUUGUUUCUCCGGAGAAAUCGCAGGAAUCCCAAAUCCAUGUUCAACAUGUAUUUAACAAUCAACCUGCAUGAUGAGUGCUAUUGAGUGAAGCUGGUUGGCUAAAUUUUUAUGCUACUCACAAAAGCCUUAAGACAGUAACAAAAUGGAAAGGAGUCAUGCUUCCAAUUUCAGUGGAGCUGGAUCGAAUCCACAUGAAUGUUGGGAAGUUUACCAAAAGGUCUUAGAAGAAACUAAAACUUUGGAUGAUUAUCUCGAUGAGGAAUGCAGUCCAAGAAGUUUUGAUGAAGGUGAAGAAGAAGCUGAGUGGUUGCGGGCAGCUGGCUUAGGGGAGCUCACCGAACCAUGGAAAGAAGGCAGAGAAAUUCAGCCAGAAGAAUUAGGUGCAGCACUACGUCCAUUAUCGCGUGCACAAGCUGAAGCUGUUAAACGGCGCGUGCGCUCACUCAAUCAUACAGUAAAGCAGCGUUAUAAUCAACGGCAGAGAGUUCGCAAGCCAGACAUCAGGGAUGUUUUUAAAGAUGCCGAGGUAUCAAGCACUGGAACGAGAUCCAGGAGUGCUACGCCGGACUCUCUUGAUUCAGUUUCUGGUGAAACACCAGAAAGUGCGUCGCCCCCUUCACCUCCCACUGUUACUGUAAUUACUCCUCAUCAUGGAAACUCACAUGUUCCAAGUUUUGUUUCAAUGUUCCACCGAAAUUCGCACGAAAACAAAGAAGGAAUACGUAGGUUACCAAGUGCUCCUUCAUCAGCUCAUAAUACUACUUUGAACACAACUUCGACUUCAUUGCCUGUACAAGAAAUUUUCCGACGUUCCGGUCAUUGGUCUCAUAGAGGCGAUGUAGCUGGAGGAGAUUCCGAAGGAAUAAAAUUAACGGCUUAUCAGAGAUUAGGAACAAUACACUUAUCUAGACCGACAAUCCAAAGGCUUAGUGGUAGUGAUCCUAGUGAAGUUGCCAAUGCAGACUCAGAGCCUACAGAGAAGUUGGAUUCUUCGAAAGAUAACAGCUUGAGACGAAGCUCUGGAAGUCAUGCUACUGUCACUCGAAGUCACAGCAGUCUGUAUGGUUCGAGAGCGAGAGAAGAAAACAUAGGGACGCGUCCGUUAAAUCGUACUUCAUCGCACGGACAUUUGAGUUUCGAAGAAAUGUGCAGAGCUAAUGAGACGAAAAAUCAAGACUGGGACUCUAACGAUCUUGCUUUGGACGACGGUUAUACACAGCAUGGAAUAGAACUCUUAUCUCAACGAGAUCUCACUAGGCUUCAACCAUUGCUAUGGCUCGAACUUACUGCCGUUUUUGAUAAAUAUAAUUUACCUCUUGUGAGAAGAAAACCCAAUAAACGUAGGAGAAAAUCUGGCAAUUUAUUCGGCGUAUCUUUAUCUACGCUUCUCCUUAGAGACAAUCAAUUGACGAGUGAAGAAAGUAAUACACCGUUAGUGUUCCAAAAAAUUCUUCAUGAAUUAACAAAUCGAGGUGUGAAGGAGGAAGGAAUCUUGCGCGUUGGAGGUCAUAAACAGAAAGUUGAAAUGCUAUGCGCAGAGCUUGAAACUGACUUUUAUAGUAAGCCAAAAGAGAUGGAUAAACUUUUCAAACGAAUCCCGUGCCAUGAUCUAUCAGUAGUUUUGAAAAAGUUACUUCGCGACUUACCACAACCGCUUCUUACUGUCGAACUGAUAGAUGCCUUUUAUCAAACACAUGGUGUCAAGAAUCCAAAUGAUCUCGCCUACUCUUUGAAUCUAUUGGUGCUGCUACUUCCUGUCGAGCAUCGUUGUACUUUAAAAACGUUACUCGGCUUCCUCAAACUUGUAAUAGAAAACCAGAGCUCAAACAAAAUGUCGAUUCACAAUGUAGCUAUGAUAGUAGCGCCUUCGUUGUUCCCGCCCCGAUACAUUUAUCCAAGAGAUCGAACUGAUUUAAGUGCUCAAGUAAAUAUGGCUGCUGUAUGUUGUCAGGUGACUGAAGCUAUAAUUACGAACUUUGAUAGACUAUGGGAUGUGCCAAGUGAGCUGAUUAACCAGCUCAAAAGGCAAGCCAAAGAAGAACGAUAUAGAAAGUUUAAGAAAAAGUAUUGAUGAUUAUACUUGUGUUGUUAUAAAAGUCACUCAAAGUGAUAGCAAGUGCUCUUAGAUUUAAUGUAAAUCAGUGCCUUUUUCACUUUUAAAUGCAUACGUUUAUACGAAAAGUCGUAGCGUGAAAAGCAGCGUAAAUCCCAACAAAAUGUACAAAUUGUACUCUACGUACUUUUUAUUGAUCUUUUGAUCAAUCAUAUGCUGAUAAAAUCAAGCCUUACUCAUAUAUUAUAGUUAACUUUGUAUUCAAUAUUCUUCUAUAGUAUUUUGUAACUACUAGUGCAAUAACUUUUAAAAUAAUACCAUCCGUCUAUGUAUAUCACAUUUAUGUCAAAGAAAAUUGGCGGUAUAAAAAACAUUUUAUUUAUUAAACAUCGAAAAAGCAAGUGAUUUUGAAGUUAAAAAAAAAUAAUGUCCGUUACUUUUUAAGUUUCACGAAUACAUCGAAUUGAAACAUAUCUAUUCAGAUAAUUAAGAAAACUAUUUGAUUAGUAUUGAUAAUAUUUAUUAUUCAUUAAUUUUAUUAUAUCAAGACUAAUUUUUCCAUCUACCUGAACUGCUCAAUGAAGCCAUAAUCUCC